Linum trigynum is the source of this 519-nucleotide messenger RNA. Lineage: Eukaryota; Viridiplantae; Streptophyta; Magnoliopsida; Malpighiales; Linaceae. The record is from the annotation of a GenBank genome assembly.
AUGAAGAGUCGUAAUCAUACAUUGUUUGGCAGGAUGCUCUUCCUCUUCAUGAUCACGUUGUUUGUGCUGGUGGUACAUUCAGCUGGUUCGUCGUCUUUUAGAAUGGGCUUCUAUAGACAAUCUUUUCCGGCCGUCGAAUCCAUAGUGAGAAGUACCGUGAGAAGGACGGUGUCUCAAAAUCCCGGCAUCGAUGCAGGACUCAUUAGGUUGCACUUUCACGACUGCUUCGUCCGGGGUAGUGAUGGUUCAGUGUUGCUGAACUCCCUCCUCGGUGGCCCGAAAGCAGAGAGAGACCACCCGGCCAACAAUCCUGGAUUGAGAGAAUUCAAUGUCAUCGCGAGAGUCAAAAGAAGAAUCGAGCGCAUCUGCCCAAACACCAUCUCCUGUGCCGACAUCCUUGAUUUCCCUGCCAGGGACAGCUCCCAGAUACUCGGACGCAUCAACUACCCUGUCCCCGCCGGCCGCCGCGACGGCCUUGUCUCCAGCUUCAACGAGGUCACGCUAAGAGAAGCGGAAUAA